AUGUGUGACAACAAGGAAUACAAGUUGGUCGUACUUGGUUGUGGUGGUGUUGGGAAAUCCGCACUUACUAUUCGCCUUGUGACCGACAAUUUUCUUGAAGAUUAUGAUCCAACUAUUGAGGACAGUUAUCGGAAACAAGCAACAAUUGACAAUAUUCCUGCAUUGCUCGACAUUCUUGAUACAGCUGGCCAGGAAGAAUAUACGUCCAUGCAGGAUCAGUGGAUGCGUGAGGGCAAAGGAUUUCUAUUGGUCUACAGUGUCACCAGUCGAAGCUCAUUUGAUGACAUUGCUGCCUUUAAGGAUAAAAUCUUACGAGCGAAGGAUGUGGACAAUGUACCCAUUGUACUGGUUGGUAACAAGUGUGACUUGGAAUGUCAACGACAAGUGGCAGAUGAAGAGGGCCAAGAGCGUGCAGGGAAAUGGGGCUGUGCGUUUAUGGAGACGAGUGCCAAGGAGAGAAUAUUGAAUGAAGAAUGCUUUUACCAGGUGGUGCGUGAGAUCAGGAAAGCUGAGCGUCCUGCACCCGUGGAAGAGCCGCAACCGACCCAGAAGCCACCGAAAAAGUCUGGGUUCAGGUGCACCAUUCUAUAG
Peronospora farinosa is the source of this 591-nucleotide messenger RNA. The record is from the annotation of a GenBank genome assembly. Lineage: Eukaryota; Oomycota; Peronosporomycetes; Peronosporales; Peronosporaceae.